Molecule: messenger RNA, 2104 nt
Organism: Polistes dominula (European paper wasp)
Lineage: Eukaryota; Metazoa; Arthropoda; Insecta; Hymenoptera; Vespidae
Gene: Mvd
Product: mevalonate diphosphate decarboxylase
Biological process (GO): isoprenoid biosynthetic process; isopentenyl diphosphate biosynthetic process, mevalonate pathway
Cellular component (GO): cytosol
Molecular function (GO): diphosphomevalonate decarboxylase activity
Source: RefSeq, a predicted model, not a curated record
UAGACAAAAAUUCGGAGAUUUAUAUAUCUAAGAAAUAUUUAAUAUAAUUUAUAAAUAUUAUUAUCUUCAUAAGAAAUAAGUUCAACUAAUUUAAAAUGAAUUUGAAAGAUGUUUAAGAUCGAUACUCGCAUUUUAGUGCAAUCGAUUUAUCUCGAUUAUAUAAACGAGAUGGAUUCGAGGUUGUGACGUAUGUUCGGUUAGAUUCGGCACGUCUCGUUUACACUCGGACGUUUAGUAUGGCGCUAACGUGUGUCAGUAGUGAAAGGAUAACCUAGAAAAAAAAAUCAGAGAAGUUUAUAUAUAUAUAUAAGAAAUGUUUUACUGUUACUUAUAGCAUUUAAUAAAUUUGUAGUUCGUUGAUAUCAUCGUAAGAGAAAAAAUACUUGUGUCAACGUAUUUAAAUUACUGUCAUGGGAACCGUUACCUGUAUUGCACCUAUUAACAUCGCAGUCCUUAAAUAUUGGGGCAAACGAAAUGAAACUUUAAUCUUGCCUACUAAUGACUCGAUAAGUUUGACUUUGGAUACAGAACAGUUAUGUACAAAAACAACUGUUAUGCUCAGCGAAAAAUUCAAGAAAGAUCGCAUAUGGUUAAAUGGAGUUGAAGAAGAUAUUAAAAAUCCCAGAUUGCAAAUCUGUUUAAGCGAAAUUAGGAAAAGGGCGAAGCUUGAGGAAGAAAUGAUGAAUUGGAAAGUUCAUAUUUGUUCAGAAAAUAAUUUUCCAACUGCAUCUGGAUUGGCUUCCAGUGCUUCAGGAUAUGCGUGUCUCACAUUAGCUCUUGCUCAAUUGUAUAAAGUAAAGGGUGAUGUUAGUACCAUCGCACGAAUGGGAUCUGGUUCAGCAUGCAGAAGUACUCUAGGUGGUUUUGUCAGAUGGCGUAUGGGAUUAUUUGAAUAUGGCACUGACAGUGUAGCAGAACAAAUAGCACCUGCAUCCAGUUGGCCUGAAAUGAGAUGUUUAAUAUUAGUUGUGAAUGACAACAAGAAACUGGUCUCUAGUACUGUUGGAAUGAAGAGAACCUAUAAAACCUCUGAACUUUAUCAUUUUCGUACUAGUUAUAUUGUACCUGAGCGAGCAGACCUAAUAGAUGCUGCCAUUGUAUCGAAAGAUUUUAAACUUUUCGCCGAACUUACAAUGAAAGAUUCCAAUCAAAUGCAUGCAGUGUGUUUAGAUAGUUAUCCUCCAAUUAUAUACCUGAAUGAUAUCUCUUUUGCAAUUAUGAAUCUUAUUCAUUCGUAUCAUAAUGCAACUGGACAAAUACAGGUAGCAUAUACUUUCGAUGCAGGACCGAAUCCUACUUUGUAUUUAUUAGAGAGGAAUGUUCCAGAAGUGAUAGCACUAUUAGAUCAUUAUUUUCCCCCAGAUAGUAAUAAUUUGGACAAUUAUAAAAGAGGUUUGCCUAUUGAAACGGUAGAAUUAUCACAGGAUAUAAUAAAUAACAUUGAUAGUAAAGUUUACGAACCAGGUAAAAUAAAAUAUAUGAUAUACACGCGUAUAGGGGACGGGCCUAAAUAUCUUGUAAGUCCCGAUGAUCAUCUUUUAAAUGAUGAAGAUAAUACAGGAAGUAUGGAUACCGACCGAACAAAUAAGAAUACCGACCGAGCAAGUAAAGAAAUUGGCCGAUCAAGUAGGAAUACCGACUGUGCAAGAAAACUUCGAUUGGAAUUCGAUAGAUGUCGCAGUUGGACGAGCGGGUUCUUUCACUUUGACGGACAACAACAACAAGUCAUUUGAGUUACGGGGUAGGAUUAGAAUAUAGGAUAAGAUCAAAAGAAGGAGGUAUUUGAAGAAGUUCGCGGACUUGCCGGAGAACGUGGACCACACAGUCCAUUGGACUGUGAAAAGGAGAAAGGAGGAGGAAGAGGAGGAGGAGGAGGAGGAGGAAGGUGGUAGUGGUGGUAGAGGAAGGUUGGGGUGAGGAGGAGCGCGAAAGGAUGAAUGAGAAGUUAGAGUGCUGAGCGCACCGAUACCGAGUGCCCUGACUCCUUUGGUUCCUCGCGUUUCUUUACAUUUGUGUGUUGCUUCGUUUUCUUCCAAGAACGAGAGAAGAAGCCCAAUAGGACGAGUAUAUAAGGUUCUUUAGGAGAGAGAGAGAGAAAGAGAGA